This is a messenger RNA of Dreissena polymorpha, 4158 nucleotides long. RefSeq lists its product as uncharacterized. Lineage: Eukaryota; Metazoa; Mollusca; Bivalvia; Myida; Dreissenidae. The transcript has 21 exons. The record is from RefSeq and is a predicted model, not a curated record. Bases 128 to 2530 code for a protein of 800 amino acids.
AUUUGUGCUCAAUAUUCAUUCAUAUACGGGGUAGAAUAUAGCAGACUAGUUUCGUUCUAGUGCUGGAGUUUAUAUGUUCACUAAAAUAUAUUUAUUAGCUAUGUGUGUGCUUAUUUAAUUCUUUAAAAUGAAGAGAUCAGUUCUCGUUGGUAGAAGUUACAAAGAGAAAGAAUCAGCGGACCCUGUCAUUAAAAAGUUGACGAAGACGACAUUCGAUGAACCGACGACAGGAACCUUCAAUUUCGCAGACACUUUUAACUUACGACGAGAAAAGAAAGAAUCAGCGGACCCUGUCAAUACAAAGUUGACGAAGACAGCAUAUGACGAACCGACGACAGGAACGUUCAAUUUCCAAGACACCUUUAAUUUACGACCAGAAAAGAAGUGGAAACUAGAAAUUGGAUCUACGGUCAAACCAAAACUAGGCGCUACAUCGAAUCCAGAAAUAGGCGCUACGUCAAAGCUAGAAAUUGGAGCUACGUCAACACGGGAAAUUGGCGCUACGUCUCAACCAGAAGUUGGAACCGAGGUUUUCUCAGGCACAUACAUCGAUCUUGACGAAAUAAACGUACCAGAGAGAGCACCUCAUAGUGUUGUCCGAGAUUCUUUUGUUCGUCAUUCACAGGACAGCGGUGUUACACUAAGAGAUUCAUCAGACCGACUUAAACGCAUUAGACAUAACUUAGACGCCGCAGAAACUACGAGUAUCUCGAGCAGUUUUAUAGAGCUGCAACAGGUUGAAGCGACAGGACAGAGAAGUUCAUUCGUUAGUAUUCAGGACUACGCCGUGUCUCUUGCGGGCUCUUCCGUCGAUACCACUUUUCAGCCGAAAGUUAACAGUGCAACAAUGGCAUCAGCGUAUGAAUUGCGACAAACAGGACAUGCCGCGAUAGGACUUGAGAGCCCAGAAAUGACGUCUACAGCCGCCCUCGGAAGGAGAUCACCAGUCGCUGUGAUCCCUGACCGAACGCUUCAGCUUACACCAAACUCGGUGGCGUCGACAUCAGCACGCCGGAUUGGUGACAUAACGAUAGACGCCAGCAAUAUUGGCAAUCCAUUGGCCAGAACCAUGAGAGCAGAAAUGAGUCGAGAUGCAGCAGCGUUCAUGCCGGAACCAGGCGACCUGGAAUACAUUGGUAGAGCGGGGAUACAGAACCAGCAACGUGAGCCUCAACCAGACGAUAAGAAGGGGGGCCGCUGGAUGCCGUGCAAGUGUGUGACGUUCGUGCUUGUCUGCAUGAUGCUAAUCGCCGGAAUAAUGGCUCUGACCAUUAUACUCCAGAAAAAGAAGAAUUUAGAACCAACACCAUUAGGUUUUGUUUUACCAGAUCCUGUGGCAUACGACGAAUGUCCACCAAGUUCUAUUCGCCUGGGGAAGACCCUCAAUUUCACGUGCACAAUUGAUACGAGCCAUGCACUACGGACAAAGAUCAAAAACGUCAACUUGAUAGAGUUAACAGAUCCAAAGGGCGUAAAGGUGAAAGGUAUUAACUUCAACCCCCGUUAUAAUGGAUACAUUCUUACGAUCUACGUCGAAUCCGGACCUAGCAUGACCUGCAGCAGCCAGGGAAAUUACACGCUGUACUUCAAAAAUAAUGACACUGACGAACUCAUCCAUCAGGAUAAUGUUAUCAUUAGUAUUAAAGAAAGCAUCAUAAGUACCCGAACUGUUCAGACGAUGGUUAAUCCGGUGACAUACUUUAACUGCACCGGCGAGAGAACCAAGUUCGAUUUUACAUGUGCCCUCGAAGGAGACUGUGGCAAUUACCAAGUAGACGUAUUUGCCUCUGUCUACGGCGGGGAAAAAAGCUUCAAUCACAAAAUGACGUGCUCAAACACACAGAAUGCAAUCAAUGGCACAAGGACAGUGUGUAACACAACCUUCACUGAGGCGGAGGUUACAACCCACGCUACAUUAGGGUGUAGGUUUAGAGACACUGCCUCUCAGUACACUACCACUGGGUACCUGCAACUGCCGACAUGCGAGCGAUAUGAGAAUUGUUCCCAGCUAACCUCCAGGUGGUAUGUCAACUGCACAAAAGACUCGGACCAUCUCGGUCUCAUUCACAAUGGCAAUUGCAGCAAUGAUCGUAUCCGUCGAUGCUUCCCAUCCGGCCGACCGCUAUUCAGAUAUGAGAAGGUCCCCUUCUACGACAACAAGUAUGACUGUGGCUUGAAGGCAUUGACAGUGCCCGUGUGUCGUCUGGGAUGGUGCAAAGAAUAUACUCGCAUUGUGAAAGAUGAUAGUCCAGGGGAGCUGCUGUGUAGUUCCACAUUUGAUGAGAAAAAAGCAGACAUAAACAUGCUGACUACUGCACCGUUAACAACGUCACCGACAUCAACGUCCACGCCGGAAACUACGACAACUCCGCCAACGACGCCGUCAACAUCUAAAUCGGAAACUACUGCCACUCUUUCAACCGCGACGUCAACAUCUAAACCGCAAACUACUGCCAUCCUUCCAACCGCGACGUCAACAUCUAAACCGGAAACUACUGCCACCCUAUCAACAGCGACGUCAACAUCUUAAACGGAAACUACUGCUUCCCUAUCAACGACUACGCCCAAAACGUUAAUCGUCAACUUCCGUACACCCAGCAAUGAAAUAUCUCUUUUAAUCAGGAACUACUUUACCAACAGCAACAACGUCGAACCCAAUAUCUGAAUCUUGUGUAGCCUUUGACACAGAGUAAAAUACUAAAUCGGAAACGCGUGUACUCCCGAAACAAGUUCAAACCCUUCAUCAGACAUUACCGUAUCUCUAGAAACGAUAUUAAACCCGAAACCAGAAACAAAUGUACCUCCAGCAACAAAGAAUCAUCCUUUACUUACAAAACUCUUGUUCACCUAUCAACGGCGUCAAACUCUUAAUCGAAAACUACUGUACCCACACACCGUCUUAAAAGCGUUAAACGUAGAAUACUGAAUCUCUAUCAACGACGGUAAAUCCUUAAUAGGAAACUCCCUGAUCCAUGGCAGCAACUUUCACUCUAAAAUCAGAAACUCUGAAAAUAAUGGAAGCCCAUCAAGUAUAUUUACUGUAAUGCACAUUAUGACAGCAUCUGCGACAUCAAUAAAGUAUUAAUCUAAAGCAGAAACCACUGCAACACUGAUAACGUUAUGAUCAUUUCGGAUAAAAAGUGACUUAUUGUUCAAUUAGAAAAUCCCAUACAUUAAAUAUUCGUGGUAAUUAGGUUUAGGCCAAUACUUGUUCUUCGAUCAUGUUCGUGUGUGUGUGUGGGGGGGGGGGGGGUUCAUGUAAUUUCAUAUUUUUGUUGAUCAUAUAAAUAUUACGUUGUUUUCUAUUGUGUCAUUAAGCUUUCUAUGACGAAUCGCAGACUUAAUUUAUGCAAUUAUAAGUAGAGGAUGUUAAUUGCAGAGAGGGAUGUGUUUUUUAUUGUCGCUGUGUUUCUUUUUUAUGCCUACUAGUUUGCGAAAUGUAUUUUCUCUGUGAUUGAAAUAAUUGUUCCGAGAAAAAUUGUGUUCGAUCACUGCCUUGUAAACGUACUUAAAUACUAAAACACUUUAUACUUGAAAAUACUAUUAAUACUUUAUACAAGUUGAACACGUGUGCAACGUCAACCAUUUUUAAGAUUUCGUUUCGUCGGCUCGCUCACCAACAAAUACGCUGACUCACCACGUACAAUAUGAAGUAUAUGACGAAUCUUCGAAAACUUGCCUUGAGUUAGAUUUUUCCCCCGAAGGCAUGUAUAUGUUAUUAUACCACAACGUAUUCAGAACAGCAAGGCAAUCUUUCUUCGCUGGUCAAACUAUAAUCAUUUUGACGGUUUCUUAAAAUCAAUAUCUAGAACUUCUAGUUUGUCCAACAUUUAAACAUAUUUUGCACUUUUAUUAAAAAACAUAAUAUUCGAUGAAUAUGUAUUGUUGCUGUUUUUUGCAUUUUUAUUAAACUUGAAUAAUUGUAUGUUAUAAAUUUUACUAAUAAUUUUAAAAACAAAUAGUAACUUUUAGAUUAACAAAUGAAAGAUUUGUUGACAUAUACAAUUUAGACAAUCAAAGAACGAAUAUCAUACUUUUAGCAGUAUUAGCGUAAGAAGACAAAAGUAUAUGAAUAGGACAAUAUUUUGGUAUAUGUACGAAAUAUUAUUUUACCCUUCAGGUCAAUGAAAUUCGAUAAAAAAAUAUCAUAUCACAUUA